Messenger RNA from Zychaea mexicana, 1701 nucleotides. RefSeq names its product fungal-specific transcription factor domain-containing protein. The transcript has 2 exons. Lineage: Eukaryota; Fungi; Mucoromycota; Mucoromycetes; Mucorales; Lichtheimiaceae. Gene Ontology annotation, biological process: DNA-templated transcription. Gene Ontology annotation, molecular function: zinc ion binding; DNA binding. The coding region runs from base 1 to 1701 and encodes 566 amino acids. The record is from RefSeq and is a predicted model, not a curated record.
AUGAUUGAGCAGCUCACGGAUGGGCUUGUGCGUCUGACAUUACAUAACGACGCACCUCAUCUCGACGACGACAAUGUUACUCCAUGGCGCAACUAUGGCGACUUUGUGCGCUGGUCACCCGAGCCAAGUCUGCCACACUACUACACGGCACCCAUUGAUAUGCCAUCGCGGCCGAUCCAGGAACAUCUGAUCCAUGUGUUUUUCAGCCAAUGCCAUCCGAUUUUGCCCACGAUUUCGAGGAGCAUGUUUUUCGACCACUUGAAUGUCAAGGGUCCAUUGAUCACACCCUUGUUACUCAACAUUAUGUAUGCGCAUGCAGCCAGACACGUUCAGGACAGUGCUGUUCCGGGGAGCCAUAUUUUUUACAACCGAGCGCGGCGGUUGGUGGAUGAUUUUCUGGAUGUGCCGCGUGUAUCCACGGUGAUUGCAUUGCUGUACAUGGCAUCCUACAACAACAACGAAGAUCCCUCCAACAGCAAUCAUAUGGAUCAUUCACGUGUGCAUCGAUCGAGUCGUGCUUGGAUGUAUAGCGGGAUGGCCGUUCGCAUGUGUCUCGAAUUGGGGUUGCAUACGGCCAAUUACAGUAGUCAAAUGUCACAGUUUGAUGUGGAGCUACGCAAGCGGGUGCUGUGGACAUGCUAUGUGAUGGACAAGUUGGAAAGCUGCAUGACGGAGCGGCCAUGGAUGUUACGUGCCAAGGACAUUGCGUUGGAUUUUCCAACGCCCUUACCCGAAGACGAUGUACAGGAACGCAGUGUGUUGGAAGGAUUUGGUCAGCUCUGUCGGUUGAUGAUUUUGAUGGAACGUGUGAUUCAUUUCUUUGCGUACGACAUCAAGAACAGAAACAACAAUGCAAACACCAAUGGCAGCAACACCAACGGCUUGUGGACAUUACAAGAAGAGAAUCAGACGUUGCGUCUAUUGGACGAGGUUGGCCAGUGGCGCGACAGCUUGCCAGAAACAUUACAAUGGUCACCAUCACACAACAAUGUUCCUGCUUCAUCCAUUGUGACCAAUCUGCAUCUUGUGUAUUACGAUUUAGAACUGUCGUUGGUCAUGUGUUGUCGAUACCAAGACGAACGACUCCAUCGUGAACGACGUCGGACGUUGGCCAAUACAAUCACCCAUCUUGUCUCCUUGACAAUCCACCAUCCCCAUCUCAUGUAUACCUUUGGCCUCACUGCAUUCUCUGCUAUUUUCGCUGCCCUGACGCAUGCAGCUGAUUUCGAGCAUCCCGUCAUCCAAAUCGCCGAGGAUGCGAAAUUGCAGUUCCGCAAGACGUUGGAGGAUGUUCGCGCUAUAGUAGAACAUGUGCCUAUUCGCGACAUGCGUAACUUUGCACGACUGGUCGAUUUGACUUUACAACCACCUCAUGCAACCACCUCAAUCACGGACACGACCUUGCCCUCCAUUCAACAACAACACAUGUCUAAUAGACCAGCAACAACGACCAUGGCGCCUUUCUCUACCACUGCCGGACUUGUCCCAUCACCAUUUGCAACGUUCGAUCCGUCAUGUUUGCCAUCCUCAUCCAGCACCUCUGCAGCAACAAUGGCACAGGCAAAUAAGGGAGCAUCAUCCGGUUCAGUAUCAUCAUCUACUUCCGCGACGGAACCACCCAAGAGUAUUGAGCCAGCCGAUUAUACUUUCGAACUCAUUUCGGUUGCAGAUGAAUGGGCACGGACGCUCAUGUACCAGUAA